This is a messenger RNA of Colletotrichum orchidophilum, 921 nucleotides long. RefSeq lists its product as uncharacterized. Bases 1 to 921 code for a protein of 306 amino acids. The record is from RefSeq and is a predicted model, not a curated record. Gene Ontology annotation, cellular component: U2-type catalytic step 1 spliceosome. Gene Ontology annotation, biological process: mRNA splicing, via spliceosome. Lineage: Eukaryota; Fungi; Ascomycota; Sordariomycetes; Glomerellales; Glomerellaceae. The transcript has a single exon.
AUGUCUGAACGAAAAGUGCUCCAGAAGUACUAUCCCCCGGAUUUCGAUCCCUCUGCGCUCACGCGCAAGCGCGGUCCAAAGCAGACUGGCCCAAAGGUCCAGACGGUUCGCAUCAUGGCGCCAUUCUCAAUGAAGUGCACGACUUGCGGAGAAUAUAUAUACAAGGGCCGCAAAUUCAAUUCCAGGAAGGAAACGAACCAAGCAGAGAGGUACCUCAAUAUUCAGAUUCACCGCUUCUACCUAAAGUGCACACGGUGCUCGGCGGAAAUCAUCAUCAGGACCGACCCCAAGAUUGCCGACUAUGCCGUCAUAAAGGGCGCAAUACGAAAUAUGGAGCCUUGGCGCAACAAGGAAGGUGAGAAGGAGAGCGUCGACGAGAGACUGGACCGGUUGGAGCGCGAGGAAGCCGAGGCUGCGGGCGAGGAAGAGAAGAAUGCGAUGGCAGAUCUAGAGGCCAAGAACGAGGACGCGAGGCUUGAAAUGGCUGCCGCAGACGCGCUCGACGAGAUUCGCCAGCGCAACGCGCGUAUCCAGCGAUCUGAGAAGGACGGCGUGGAUUUCUCCGAGUACGUCGUCAGGCCCGAGGACGAGGAGAGGGCGAGGCAAGAGAGGGAGGACGAUGAGGCUGCGAGGAAAGCUUUCGCUACUGCUAGAGAGAGGCUCGGGGAAGAGAUUAUUGACGACGAUGACUUCGAUGGAGGCGUCAUCGGGGGCGGCGUGGGGGCACCCUCGUCAUCUUCCUCAUCAGCGGCGGUAACGUCAGCCUCAAUGUCAGGGGAUAAGUCGGGGGCGGCGACGGCGGGGACCGUGAGGGAUACUUCAAUGAUGCCGCCGCCACCGCCUCCAGCAAAACGCGUGGUGAAGAAGAAGAAGGAUUACUCUGCGGCGCUUGGCAUCAAGAAGAAACCUUCAUUGGUCUGA